Molecule: messenger RNA, 7822 nt
Organism: Myxocyprinus asiaticus (Chinese sucker)
Lineage: Eukaryota; Metazoa; Chordata; Actinopteri; Cypriniformes; Catostomidae
Product: voltage-dependent L-type calcium channel subunit beta-1-like
Exons: 14
Coding region: 222-2030 (602 amino acids)
Biological process (GO): calcium ion transmembrane transport; regulation of voltage-gated calcium channel activity; chemical synaptic transmission
Cellular component (GO): voltage-gated calcium channel complex
Molecular function (GO): protein binding; high voltage-gated calcium channel activity
Source: RefSeq, a predicted model, not a curated record
UCGGUGUGUUUGCUUAGGGAGAGGGUUUCUGCUCAACGCUACUGAGUGCUGGGGGCGCAACAGCGUAGUAACAAGCCAUCUGUAAGGGACAGGAAAGAGGAAAACCACCUUUGUCUGUUUUUUUGUUUUUUUUUUUUUCUCUCUUAUUAUUAGACAAUGAAUAAUACACUUCAACCAGGCUACAAAUGAAACAGUAGAAAACGAAUUUAAAGUUUAAAUCAAUGGUACAGGAGGGUAUUAUGUCCAGGACGCCUUCCAGCUCAACCCAGGAAAUCCAGAUGGACAUGUUCGAACAUCACGGCUCUCACGCUCAGGGGAAGUAUGCAAAGAGGAAGAGCCGUUUUAAGCGCUCAGAUGGCAGCACCUCCUCAGACACAACCUCCAAUAGCUUUGUACGACAGGGCUCAGCAGACUCCUACACCAGUCGUCCUUCAGACUCUGACGUAUCUCUGGAGGAGGACCCUGAGGCUCUCAGGAAAGAAGCUGAUAGUCAAGCUCUUGCCACCUUGGAGAAGGCUAAGACCAAGCCUGUAGCGUUUGCUGUGAGGACUAAUGUUGGCUAUAACCCUGGCCCUAACGAUGAUGUGCCUGUCCAGGGCAUGGCCAUCUCAUUCGAACCCAAAGACUUCCUGCAUAUCAAAGAGAAGUAUAAUAAUGACUGGUGGAUCGGGCGUUUGGUAAAGGAGGGAUGUGAGGUGGGGUUUAUCCCCAGUCCUGUGAAGCUUGAGAGUACACGUCAGUUACAAGAACAGAGAAUGAGACAAAACCGCCUUAGCUCCAGUAAGUCUGGUGGAAGCUCUAGUCUGGAUGUUGCCACAGGUUCCCGAAGGCCCACCCCACCUGGAACAGGUGGGCCUGCCAAACAGAAACAGAAAUCGAUGGAACAUGUACCUCCCUAUGAUGUGGUGCCUUCCAUGAGACCUAUUAUUCUGGUGGGACCAUCACUUAAAGGCUAUGAGGUGACAGAUAUGAUGCAGAAAGCUCUUUUUGACUUUCUAAAACACAAGUUUGAGGGCAGAAUAUCCAUCACCCGGGUGACAGCAGACAUCUCACUUGCCAAACGUUCCGUCCUAAACAACCCCAGCAAACACACAAUCAUCGAGCGCUCCAGCACUAGAUCCAGUCUGGCUGAAGUACAAAGCGAGAUAGAAAGAAUCUUUGAGCUGGCUCGAACACUCCAGUUAGUUGCUCUGGAUGCUGAUACAAUCAACCAUCCAUCUCAACUGGCCAAGACAUCACUGGCACCUAUCAUAGUCUACAUCAAGAUCGCCUCUCCAAAGGUGUUGCAGAGGCUGAUAAAGUCUAGGGGUAAAUCUCAGGCCAAACAUCUCAACGUCCAAAUGGUGGCAGCUGAUAAACUAGCACAAUGUCCUCCUGAGCUUUUUGACAUAAUAUUAGAUGAGAAUCAGUUGGAAGAUGCAUGUGAACAUCUGGCUGAGUACCUGGAGGCCUACUGGAAAGCCACACACCCUCCCAGCUGCAACCCACCCAACCCUCUGCUCAACCGUACCAUGGCCACAGCCGCCCUGGCUGCCUCACCCGAACCCGUCUCCAACCUGCAGGGGCCAUUCCUGGUGCAUGGAGACCAGAAGAGGGAAGGGCCUGAAUGUGGCAGUCUCCAAGACUACCAGAGUGACCUGGGUGGAAAGCAGCCCCUGCGCUCUUCACGCAGCCAGUUGCUUACAGGGGGGCGGGGUCUUUCACGGCAGGACACGUUUGAUUCAGAGACCCAGGGCAGCCGUGAUUCUGCCUACACAGAUGACAUGGAGACAGAUCCGUACGAGGAACCAGACCCAUGUCGCUACCGCCUAAAUCCCACCCACCAUGCUCCUCGCCAGGCCUCCUGGGAGGAUGAAGGGGCAGAACCUGAUCAGGAGAACCUCAAUGUAGUCCCACCACCAGCCAGUCAGCACCAACGCGGACGAGGCAAGCUGAGGGAGCGUUACUGUCAGGAUGGAGAAGGUGGAGGGGUGACCACGGGCCGCAGUCAUAACCAGGAGGAGUGGAGCAGAGAUGUAUAUAUCCGCUAGGGCAGGUUUACUUGGAGAGCAGAGGUUGUAUUACAGAAUCUUCCGAUCUUAUGUCUUCAGUUAAAGGAAUAGUUCACCCAAAAAUGAAAAUUCUGUCAUCAGUUACUCACCCUCAUGUUGUUCCUUAGUUAAAAGGUUUUUUCUUCUUCUUCUGUGGAACACAAAAGGCGAUGUUAAGGGGCAGUCACGUUUACCUUUGCACGGCGAAAUUCCACAGGCAAAACUGCACGAUUGUGAGUUUGGUACGAUGGACUUCUGCAAGCUAAGAAUUUCGCCUCGCAGAUUUCGCGUUGAGUUCAAGUUUGGUGAACUUUGACAGGCGAAUCGCUGCGUUGACCAAUUGGAUGUUGCUUGGUUUGGCAGUGACCUCUGUGUGGGUGGUGCUUCGUACACAGCUACUGUACAUUGAAUAUUCACAAUGAACAAGGAUAUAAAUUUAAUGGCAAGUUUCUUUUUAAUUUAAAGUGCGGCAUUAAAAAAAGAGGCUGCUUUGUAGUUAUUUUUUUGCUGCUCCAUAUCCGCCCACGCCUUCUUUGCCCGCGGAAAUUCGCCUUGCAAAGGUAAAUGUGACAGCGCCUUUAAGCAGAAUAUUAGAGACAGACAGCUUCAGUCACCAUUCACUUUCAUUGCAUUGUUUUUCCAUACAAUGAAAGUUUGAUGCUAACAUUAUGCCUAACAUCUCUUUUUGUGUUCUACGGAACAAAGAAAGUCACACUGGUGACCGAAUUUAAAUUUUUGGGUGAACUAUCCCUUUCAGGCCAUGUCCACGCUAAUGUUUUUGUAUAAAAAUGCAUUAAUUUUGCUAUGUUUAAGCCUAGAAAAAAAAAACGGCAUUUUCUUAAUUGAAAACGGAGCAUUUCAAAAAAGCUCACCAUUACUGUAUAUUUUGUAAAACAAUGAUGUUCGGAAACUUAAAAGUGCACUCAGUAAGUUUUUGCUAAUUAAAAAAGUUUCACACAUAAAAGUAUAGUACUUCAUGUACACUCCCAUUAGACUCCAGCCAUGUCGGUAGCCUGAUAAAAGCCAUUUAAUUUUACAUUGAGUGGGUCGCCCCUUCAUGGGCGCUGCCGUGUUGACAUCACAUGACAAACCGCGGUCAUGCAAUUGACCAAGUUACUACUACUACUACAACUACUACUACUACUACUACUACUACUAAAAUAAUAAUUACAUGUUUACUUUACAUAGUGCUUUAAGCCAAUGCUCAAACAUAGAAAUAAAUGUAAACAAAACAAGCAAACCAAACAAUAUAACAACAAACACAAUAUACAUACUACAGACAACAACAGAGGUAUGGAUCAGCAAGAGUGUGAUCCGAAGACAGUCCAAACAGAAUGAUUGAAAGUGGAAAGAUAAAAUGUCCAAAAGCUGGAGUGAUGAAUCAAACCACUACGACCUACAGCUCUCAUGCCGCAGAUCUGGGAGACGCGAAGCAACAUCAAGUGCCGAAACCUCAAGAGUCGUAGCAGUGCGGUCACAGUCCAGUGAAUAGAUGGAGAAUAGCACAGACUAAAAGAUAAACUGAAGAUAAACAAUCUUCAUUGUGAAGCAUCAGCAUUUAGUAAACAAACUUGUGCAUCUUUGAUGAUAGGUAUUAGUAUAAGGUCUAGAACAACUGGUACUAUUGGGAUGAAAAAGAGCCAGCUAAAAACGUACUGAGUGCACCUUUAAAAUGGAGGUGUAUGUAACUUUUUCUGUGUUAAAACAGGGCUUGACAUUAAGGAUUGUCAUGUGCUUGUCCUUCGGACAAGUAAAUUGGUCAUUCACUUGUCCAGGUAAAAAAAGUUACUUGUCCGAAGAGGAAAAAAGGACAUUUUUUCAACUGUGGUGUAAAUAUAAUUUUUUCAGAAGCAAUAUUCUCAUCAAUAUUCUUAUUCAGUAACUUGUAUUCAAGCAAGACAUGAUACAGUCAUGUACCAACUUACAUUAACAUUGUUUUUUUUGGCAAAUCAAAUACUUACACAGGUCAUUAAAAGGAUAGUACACAGAAAUUAAAAUUCUGUCUCGAUUACUCAACCUCAUGUUCCAAGCCCACAGAAGAGAGAAUUUUAAAUGAAAUGCAAAGGCAGAAUGUUAGCCCCAGUCACCAUUCACUUUCAUUCAUCUUUUUUCCAUACAAUGAAUGUGAAUGGUGACUGAAACUAACACUCUGCCUAACAUUUCCUUUUGUGGUCCAAGGAUGAAAGAAUUAAUGUUAUAUGUGUUUGCGAUACAUUAGGUAAUUUAUGACAGUAUUAAAACUUUAGUCAAUGCUCACCAGACUAAAGUUGACAAAAUGCACAAGAAAGGCAUAUAUAUAUUUAUGCCUUUCUUUUGAAAGGUGCUGUAAUAUGAGCCACACAAUGUGAUGAGGCAAAUCAGAUCACUCCAGUGUCACGCUAAUUGCAUCGCUUGUUUGCAGAGAUCGCUCUUUUUUAAUUUAUUUCUCUCAAUUUGGAAUGCCCAAUUCCCACUACUUCUUAGUAGGUCCUCGUGGUGGCGCGGUUACUCACCUCAAUCUGGGUGGUGGAGGACAAGUCUCAGUCAUAUCUGCUUCUGAGACAGUCAAUCCGUGCAUCUUAUCACGUGGCUCGUUGUGCAUGACACCGCGGAGACUCCCAGCAUGUGGAGGCUCAUGCUAUUCUCCGCGAUCCACGCACAACUUACCUCGCGCCCCACUGAGAGCGAGAACCACUAAUCGCGACCACAAGGAGGUUACCCCAUGUGACUCUUCCCUCCCUAGCAACCGGGCCAAUUUGGUUGCUUAGGAGACCUGGCUGGAGUCACUCAGCACACCCUGGAAUCGAACUCGUGACUCCAGGGGUGGUAGUCAGUGUCAAUACUCGCUGAGCUACCCAGGCCCCCGCAGAGAUCGCUCUUUUUGUAACGACAUUUGCAUGUCAAAUUAACAGGUUCAACUUCAUUUCAGCAAAAAUGUGACAGCGUGCUGCUCUCUGCAUGCUCAUUCUAGUCUAAACUUGACACGUGUCCAAUGAGCUGCUGCGAAAGAAGCAGUAGCACUGAUCAGUCGCAAUGAUUCUAAUAUGACGAUAGAAAGCAGGGGGGAAAAAAUUUGUGCAAUCCACCUCCGAAUUUCAUGCCCAGUUUGUAACAAGUGAAACAGGCCUAGGCUAUAUCACAAAUAUAGCCAGCUAUUUUUUCAAGAUUGAUGUUUUAAUCAGGCUGCUUGUCUGGUCAGAGAAGUAAAAUUCUCUUUCACUUACCCCUUUAAAAAUACAAGCGUUAGUGUCAAGCCCUGGUUAAAAUAAAAUUUUUCCUUUCCCAGCUUAAAAUGCAGAGACAACUAGUAAGCCAUUCAUAGGUUAAUUUUCUUGAAAACUGUAAACAUUGUGUUUCUGUGGCACUAUGAAAAUUGCUGUUUCUUUUGACCUGCUUAAACCCACCCCAACAACUCUACUCAACCAAUGGCGUGAGUUGGGGGCAAGACUAUCCCUUUGUUUGACCAACGGCAGAUGGGAGGCAUAUUCAAAAAGCUUAUUUGAAAACAAAGUACAUUUUUGCAAUUCUGUUUGGUGGUGCUAGUGUUGCAGAAAUUACAUGCUUUAAAUGGAUUAAUGUAAACGUGGCCAUAGUCAUAGUCUAAUCUGUUUUCGUUUGAAAACUGUUUUUAGUUAUUGAAAUAGUCUGCUUUUUAGUUUUUGAAGCACUCCAUUUCGGUGGAGGAAACCACCGUUCUAGUGUGGAUGAGAGGCAUAAACGUAGCAAAAUGUAUGCAUUUUCAAAAGAAAACGUAAGUGUUGGCAUGCCCCUAUGAGAUGACAAGUAAAAGACAGGAUUCUGAAAUUGCCAUGGUUAAAAUAUAGAUAAGAUAAGAUUCUAGUUUAGAAUGUUUCUGUAAUACAGCCCCAGGAGAGGAUACAGUAGAAGACCAUAAAGAUGAGCAGGGAGUGGGUGAUUAGUUGUGUAGAAUGACACUGAAGUAGAAUCUCUAAAGUUGGAUCUGUUUACAACCCAGAGAAAAACACAAUCAUUGAAGAAACGCUGUAUAGCUGACACUCACAACAUUCACAUUACCCAAACAAAAUUCUCGGCCAUUACUUUUUUAGUUUUAUCCUGUUUUUGAAGGAGGAUAUGUAGAAAACCCUUGGUUUGUUUCAAAUUCAUCUUCAUUCUAUUUUACUUUGUAUAGUACUGCAUGAAUCCUAAUCAUUAUGAGGGUAGUAACUGUUCCUGCUGAGCAUUAAACAUGAUUCAGAAUGUAUAACCAAAAUGUUGCAAAUGUAUGUAUGUGUGUAUGGUUUGGUCGUUGGGUGCAUGUGUGUGUGCGUUCUCUGUAGUCUUAAACAGGUUCUUUCUGAUCCACAAAAGUCUUGGGAGCACUCCACCAUUUUAAUUUCCCAGACUACACUACUGCAGAGCAUGUUUUUUGCAUAUAUAAUUCUAUUUAUUUUAUUUAUUGAGUCUCAAAAGGUCUAUCCUCUCUUUAGCCUAUUAAAACCUUGACUCUCUCCAGAGUGCCACCGCUGCUGUGUGCUCCUCCAGUCUGAGAGGGGCGCUGUGGUGCUCAUGUACAGACUAUAGUUUAAUAGGGCUAACACACUGACAUGCAUCAACAAUGUGCGCCAAUGUUAAUCCACAUCAAUAUGCAUUUAUAAAAGGUUAAUAUGCAAAUAUAAGAUAUUUAAAAAAAAUAGAAUAACAAAAAACACUCAUUAAAACAGUCUGAGUGAGAUUUUUCAAACUAAAUAUCAGUAUGAAACUUCAGAGACCACAUCUGAACUGGCUUUGUGUUGAGUGUAUUCAGCUCUGUCCCAUUUUCUGUGCCUGUCCAAGGGCUUUUAGCAUUGUGCCGCUAAUGUACCACUGCCUUCAGAUGCCACAUGUUCUGCCUUAUUCGCAUGUCACUCAUAGGCAAACCAAUCACAAGUGCCGUAAUCUUUCAUCAGGCCACGCCCACUACAAUCAUGGUGGGUUGUCUUAACUCAGUGCAACACAUACAGUUGUUGUUGUUGUGUGUCGUGAUUGUAGUCUACACUGCCAUUUAACCUGGUUUCCAAAGCGACAUGUUUGCACUACAUUGCUAGUCAUUUUAAAAGAAUAGUUCACCCAAAAAUGAUAUCAUUAUUUCCUAACCCUCAAGUCAUUCCAAACCUGUAGACUUUCUUCCGUGGAACACAAAAGGAGAAAUGUUAAAGACUGUUGACUCUGCUUUUUUUUUCAUACAAUGGAAGUGAAUGGGGAAUGAGACUGUCAGCCCCUAACAUUCUGCUUAACAUCUCCUUUUGUGAUCUACAGAAAAAAAGGAAGUCAUGCAGGUUUGAAACAACAUAAAGGUUGAGAAAAUGAUGACAAAAUAUUCAUUUUUGAGUGAACCAUCCCUUUAAUUGUUUAAAGGUAUUUAUUGCAUGAGAGUUUAAUUCACUUCACACUGAAAGUAUAUACUCACACUGACAUACACACACGCUGGGCCACAUAAUGUCUGACUGCCAAACUCUCCUGCAACUGCUUCUUGUGUUGUUAUCUCUGUGGCCAAUUUUUAAGCCAGAAUUGUGUGUGAGAGAGUAUGUCUGUAUGAAAGGGGAGAUAACAUGUUGUCUUUACUAUUUUAUUGUAACCAGAGCAUUGGUAAAUGUCUUUGAGCCUCUUUUACCCUCACCUAUGGUUUAAAAGAUCAUCAUAAUGAAGUCCGCUAAAUAUACAAGUAGAUAGCUUACUAAAUAACGUUAUUGUUGCAUUAUCGCAAUUGUUUCAAAAUAUAAGGAAAAACGUAUUCUUUGGUGCCUGAUUGUAGCUCCAUUUUACUUUUUGUUUUUAAUCUGUGGAUAAAUUCAUAUUUUAAUUAAAAAUAUUAC